Molecule: messenger RNA, 423 nt
Organism: Aspergillus oryzae RIB40
Lineage: Eukaryota; Fungi; Ascomycota; Eurotiomycetes; Eurotiales; Aspergillaceae
Exons: 2
Coding region: 1-423 (140 amino acids)
Source: RefSeq, a predicted model, not a curated record
AUGGUCUGCGGUGCCAACGUGGCCGACACCCGUCCGAAGUUCGAUACCCUGGCACGUCAGAUCUUUUCCCGACGGCCCCUCUGGCAGACGAUCUUGGGACAAUCGUGGGGCUGGGUGACGGCCUGGAUGGCCGACAGCCGGUACGACUCGGCCGUGUUGGACCGAACUGUGCAGGAUGGCUUUGGCCGCGACCGCCGACUGUUCGAUACCACGAAACCCUUGGUAUCCGGCAUCCGAGUGGCUCUAACAGCCAGCCAGGUCGAAGACGGGUCGCUCUGUCUGUUCUCCAACUAUCGAGCGGCGGGCCGUCCUCGGAUGUCGUCCGCCUAUAGAGCACUAGUGCCAGAGCAGGAGCCAUUUUUGUGGGAAAUAGGUUCUAUAUGCGGAAAAGGAGGAAGGAGGGGAAGAGGCCACCCAUACUAG